Messenger RNA from Hyla sarda, 2387 nucleotides. RefSeq names its product heat shock protein family B (small) member 7 (gene HSPB7). The transcript is spliced from 3 exons. The coding region runs from base 503 to 1210 and encodes 235 amino acids. Gene Ontology annotation, cellular component: cytoplasm; nucleus. Gene Ontology annotation, biological process: heart development. NCBI's taxonomy places the organism in Eukaryota, Metazoa, Chordata, Amphibia, Anura, Hylidae. The record is from RefSeq and is a predicted model, not a curated record.
UGAUGACCGGAUGCAAGAGCAAGAGCGACAUUGUUGCUUUUCCUCUAUACAACAAGGUUUAGGCAGGAAGAGCAGCAAUACCUGGUACUCAGCUCGCCUGUUAUAAAACACUGUCAGUGCAUGAUGGGAGUUGUAGUAUAGUAACCACUGGGGAGCCACAAGUUAAACUACAACCCCCCCAUAUCAGACAACGGGGGCAGAUAUGUGGUUAUCGUCUAUAGGUCCACGCCGUGCCCCCUGCGCUCGGACCCUCGUGUCGAUGCCAGGACUCCGCAUUUAUAAUAAUCCAGUGAUGCUGGAAAUCCCCCCCCCGGAGCGGGCGCAGGGCCAGAGGGGGAAUAUUAUGGACUAUCUGAGGUAUGAGGUCACAUGAUCACAGGACGCCAUCACGUCUCAGCACUGAAACUUUCCACAGCUGCCGGAGAGAUGCUGCAGGCGGCUAAAUAUAUCCGAGGGGUCGGGGGGGUCUGUGAUCUGCCGGGACGGCACUAUAUAAACCCUGAUGGAGGGAGAUGUGCAAUACAGAGCAUUGUGCUGCAGCGUCGCAUCGUAUCCUCCUGUACCGCUCUGCGCGCUCACCCGUCCUGCUCUGCGCACCCACCCGUCCUGCUCUGGGCCCGUCCUGGUCUGGGUACCCACCCGUCCUGCUCUGCGCACCCACCUGUCCCGGCGUCCGGUUCCCUUUCGGAUAAAUUCAAUGAACCUGCAAUCAUCGUCGGCCUUCCGCUCGGAGCACAGCUUUAAGAAGACUUCGUCCUCCUCAUCCUCCUCCGGUGCGCAGCCCCGGGAACCAUUCAUGGACAAGACUUUGGGCAUCUUCUCUGAGGAUUUCGGCAAAUUCAGGAGACCCCACGAACCCCUGGGCUUCACAGGCAAGUUUUUCUCUCCAUUUCGUCCUGCAGGGGGCACCGCCCAGAAUGUGAAGACCUUGGGAAACACUUAUCAGUUUGAAGUAGAUGUCAGAGAUUUCUCCCCGGAGGACAUUAUUGUCACCACGUCCAACAACCAGAUCGAGGUCCACGCCGAGAAGUUGGCCACAGAUGGGACCAUCAUGAACACCUUCACUCACAAAUGCCAGCUUCCCGAAGAUGUCGACCCCACCACGGUGACCUCCGCCCUGGGAGAGAACGGCAUGCUGACGGUCAAGGCCGAGAGGAGUCCCAACAAGCACACGGACCACCAAACCUUCCGGACUGAGAUUAAAAUAUAGAGACACGAGGAGGAGGGGGGCGCCAGAGGCCUCAUCACUGCGCCCCACCAUGUCCCUGCAUUAGUCUACACGCCCACCAGUGGUUCUGACGCACACAUAGGUGGCGCUAGUGAGGCUUCCACUUGUGCUGUGGACAUUCCAGGAGAUUGUAGAUUCGUAGGUUCUUUAAAGGGGUACUCCGCUGGAAAACAUUUUUUUUUUUUUUUUUAGUUUAAAUCAACUGGUGCCAGAAAGUCAAACAGAUUUGUAAAUGAUUUCUAUUAAAUAAUCUUAAUCCUUCCAGUACUUAUCAGCUGCUAUAUGCUCCACAGGAAGUUGACACCUGUCCAGAGCAGAAUAGGAUUGCAAUGGGAUUUGCUCCUGUUCUGGACAGUUCCAGACAUGGACAGAGGUGUCAGCAGAGAGCACUGUGGUCAGACAGAAAGGAAAUUGAAUAAGAAAAGAACUUCCUGUGGAGCAUACAGCAGCUCAUAAGUACUAGAAGGGUUAAGAUUUUUUAAUAGAAGUCAUUUACAAAUCUGUUUAACUUUCUGGCACCAGUUGAUUAAAAAAAAUAAUAAUAAUAAUAAAAAAAAAGUUUUCCAGCGGAGUACCCCUUUAAGUGUUGACACAUAAUAGGGAGCACAGGAAAUGAUAGGUUCAGAUCAGGGGUCCCCAAUACUGAGCUGAUUGUGGGGGUCUUAUUACUGAGACCCUCACAAUGAGCUGGUGCUGUGUACUGACUAUUAUAUGCCACCCUGGAUAAUACGGGGGCUGUGACCCCCCAAUUAAUAGUCCCUACAGUAUAUACAGUGCCGUGAAUAUUGGGGGGUGUCUGCUAUCAGUAGUAACAGAAUGUCUUCUGAAAGUGAAUGGGUUAAUCAGAGAGACACGUAGAGAUGCAGGGUCUCACGCCGGGCCCCUCAGCCUGGUAGUGGCCCCAGAGUGAUGACGUGGCAGUGGGCGGAGCUCCAUCACUAUAGUAAUAGGAUGUUAUAAUAGGUUAUUAGAAGAUAUUGGGGUGGGGGAUAGAAGAUCUUAGAGUCCCCGGAGAUGUCAAUCACCAAAUGUAAAGAGGAUUUCCCUAUAAUACAGGGGUCGGGGGUCCACUAGGAGGGUCCGCGAUCUGCCGCCUCCGUCACCGCGCUCUCUUGUAUAUAGAUUGUAUUGUUGUUCUUGUUAAAUACUUUGUAUCACU